AUGUCCCUCUUCGCACAGCUCUCCCGUGCCUCGCGCCAACCGCUGCGCAUCGCACGCAUCCCCAGGCGCAGCAUUGGCUCCGUCAGCGCCAUCGACUCCAGCAUCUUCCGCACGCUCUUCGGCACAGACCAAAUCCGCAAAGUCUUCGACGAUGAAGCCUACAUAACGCGGUGCAUCGAAGCCGAAGCCGCACUCGCCCGCGCCCAAUCCAAAUGCGCCGUAAUCCCCUCGCACAUCGGAUCCCUCGUCACAAGCAAAGUACUCGACUCUUCGUCUCUGGAUAUGGAGCGCCUCCGCCGCGAAACCGAGAUAGUCGGGUAUCCGAUCCUGCCGCUCGUGCGCCAACUCUCCGCCAUGUGCGGCGCCGACGCAGGGAAGUACGUGCACUGGGGCGCGACCACACAGGAUAUCAUGGACCUGGCCAGUGUACUGCAGAUGAAAGCCGGGCUGGAGAUUGUGGAGGGGCUGGUGAGUGAUAUCAUCAGUAUACUGCGCGGACUGUCUGUGCGGUAUCGCGAUACGCCGAUGGCCGGGCGGACUCAUCUCCAGCAUGCGCUUCCUGUGACGUUUGGGUAUAAGUGUGCGGUGUGGCUAUCCGGGUUCCAGAGACACCAGGCCCGGCUGGCGCAGUUGAAGGAGCGGGCGCUGCUGGUGCAGUUUGGAGGCGCGGCGGGGUCUCUUGCGUCGCUGGGUGAUGGGGAUGGUGGGAUCCGAGUGCGCAGGGCGUUGGCGGAGGAAUUGGGUCUGGGUGACCCGCCUAUUACGUGGCAUGUAGCGAGGGACGGGGUCGCGGAGGUGACGAACUAUCUUGCGCUGUUGGGUGGGUCAAUGGGCAAGCUUGCGCUUGAUGUGAUUAUCAUGUCGUCGAAUGAGCUGGGGGAGGUGUCUGAGCCGUUUGUGCCGCAUCGGGGCGCGUCGAGUACGAUGCCGCAGAAGCGGAAUCCGAUCUCGUCGGAGGUGAUCCUGGCUGCGUCCAAGGUGUUGCGCUCGAAUGCGGGCCUGGUGCUUGAUGGCAUGGUUGCGGACUUCGAGAGGGCCAGUGGGCCGUGGCAUCUGGAGUGGGUUGCGGUGCCAGAGAGCUUUGUGCUUGCUGUUGGGGCGCUGGAGCAGACCAAGUUUGCUCUUGGAGGGUUGUGUGUGCAUUCGGAGGCUAUGUUGAAGAACCUACAUUCUACAAGGGGGUUGAUUGUGGCGGAGGCGGUUAUGAUGGGCCUUGCGCCGUUUGUGGGCAGGCAGAGGGCGCAUGAUAUUGUGUAUGAGGCUUGUCGGGAGAGUAUUGAGAAUGGAGUGAGCUUGGAGGAGGAACUGCUGAAGAAGACAGAGGUGACCGAGAAGAUGAGCGCGGAGAGGGUCAGAGAGCUGUGUGAUCCUGUCAACUAUCUGGGGGCAUCGGGGAGAAUGGUGGACGAUGUUCUGGCUGUUGAUUAA
This is a messenger RNA of Aspergillus puulaauensis, 1428 nucleotides long. RefSeq names its product class-II fumarase/aspartase family protein. Lineage: Eukaryota; Fungi; Ascomycota; Eurotiomycetes; Eurotiales; Aspergillaceae. The record is from RefSeq and is a predicted model, not a curated record. The transcript is spliced from 2 exons. Bases 1 to 1428 code for a protein of 475 amino acids. Gene Ontology annotation, molecular function: catalytic activity.